This is a messenger RNA of Labrus bergylta (ballan wrasse), 2142 nucleotides long. Its product is annotated as leukotriene B4 receptor 1-like. Gene Ontology annotation, biological process: cell chemotaxis; calcium-mediated signaling; positive regulation of cytosolic calcium ion concentration. Gene Ontology annotation, cellular component: membrane; external side of plasma membrane. Lineage: Eukaryota; Metazoa; Chordata; Actinopteri; Labriformes; Labridae. The record is from RefSeq and is a predicted model, not a curated record. Gene Ontology annotation, molecular function: C-C chemokine receptor activity; C-C chemokine binding.
AAGUUGCAAUAAUCAAAAUGAAACCGACUGUUUGAACAAAGGGAGAACAGAUUUCAGCCUACAUAAAAUCAUAAACAUUCUUUCCUGACCUAUCACGUCUGGGACUCUCUUAUGAUCCUUUUCAAUGUAAAGGGAAGUGAAAACUGGCUGGUGCGGCACUUUCUUUCUUUUUUCAAGCAGACUCUAUAUUCUAUCAGCACACACGCUUGCACCAUGAACCUCUCAACAGAGCAGUCUUCUUCAGAGAAAAUGCUCAUUGAUGGAUUUGAAGGCGGGACAGCAGUGGCUUGUGUGAUCCUGGGCCUGUCCUUCCUGGUAGGAGCUCCUGGGAACCUGCUGGUGAUCUGGACCAUCUUGAGACACGUCAAGCAGCGAUCCCACACUGUGGUGCUCAUCCUGCAUUUGGCUAAUGCUGACCUGCUGGUCCUCAUCACCCUGCCUGUGUGGAUCUACGCCCUGGCUAACUCUUGGGUGUUUGGUGAGGCUUUCUGCAAGGCCUUAGUUUAUGUAAUGAGUGUGUGCAUGUUCAGCAGCAUCUUCUUUAUUACCCUGAUGAGCAUUGAGCGCUUUUUAGCCCUCUGUCAUCCAUUUUUAAUGAUGCGCUGGAUGACCAAAAGUGUUAUGAACAGAUGUCUUGUACUUUUGUGGAUCCUUGCUUUGAUUCUAGGAUUGCCUUCUUUACUUACCCACCCUGAAAGCAAAGCAACCAAUGAGUGUUUCAUCAAAGAAUUCAGCUCUGUUACUCAAGCAAUUGUUUUGUUUAGUCUGGAGACUUUUGUGGGCUUUGUUGUCCCUUUUAUCAUUCUAAGUAUCUGUUACUGUCAAGUAGCGGCACAGCUCAGGACAAUGAGCCUCAGCUCCAAACAGAAAUCCAUGCGUCUUGUGCACACUGUGGUGAUAGCCUUUAUAUUCUGCUGGUUGCCUUACCAUGUCAUCAAUAUCUUUGAUAUGUUCUGCAUCCUAAGACCAGGCACAGAUCAUGAAUGUGUGCCAGAAGGUGUUGUCUUUAGCUCAGGUGCCCUUGUUUUCAUCAGCAGCUCAGUGAAUCCUGUGUUAUACGUCUUCUUUGCGAGGAGCUUGAGAGGGAGUCUUGAGGAGUCCCGAUUGGUGCGGCUGUUCCAGGAAAUGGUCACUCACACCACCAAAAUGAGGGAGCUGGUAGUACAACAUCAGAGCAGCCAGAUGGCAGCAGAAAGAUCUGAUGUCCAACUUUGUGAGAAAAAUCAAUGUCACAGGGAUGUUGUGGAGAUGUGACAAUUGUAUUAAGCAGUUUUUUGAAGGACUAAACUUUAUCAAGAAGGAGCAGAUGAUCAACAGCACUGAAAGCCUUUAUAUGACAUGUAAAACAAUGCUACAAAACUGUAAUGUACAGUUAUCCAUGUAAUUAUUCACUCCCCCCUACUAUCCCAGUUCCCCAUUUUCCUUUAGAUGUCAAAUGAGAGCAAACACAUGACUGCAAUGUUCAUGUGUUUACCAAAUGUUUUAAUAAUUCUUUGCUUUAUUUAGGCAGACAUAUUCGUACAGUGGCCAUUUUCCUCUGACAUCACAGUAAGAGUGGUAAGAUAAUAUGAAUAGGCCUAUAUGCCAAUUUAAAGUUCUUGUUUUGCAUUUUCAGGUUACAAAUUGUAUAAAUGUAUACAGAAAAAAUGGUAUACAUUUAUCUUCUCACUGUCGAGCAACUGAAAAGACGCUGAUAGGGAAAAUCCUUUCUGAUGUAAGCCAUAUUUUAAAGUAAAACAGCAAAUUAGACAAGAUACCUCUAGACGUUAGCUCAUAUGUAACCACUUCCUAGCCAACAUCGUUGUUUGAUAAUGUGACAUGAUAAUAUUGUGACUGAUUCAUCUUGGAGCAGUUUAAAACAGGUUUUUUUUGGUGAGAUUAUUUACUUCCAAUCAACACAGCAGCUCGACUUUAAAGCAACAUUUCAGUUUCCCACCCUGAGCAUGAAGUCAGAUAAAAAUGGCUACCUUGUAAAUAUGGUGAAUUGUUUAUAUUUAAAAAAAACUAAAACAUGUGUCACCCUCUUUAUAGUGUGAUGUUUUCUGUACAAAAAAAUGAACGUGUCUGUUUUCUGACUUGAACAAAAUGAUAAUAUUAUUUAACAUUGUACAUUAUUAGUUUAUCAAUCAGUUGACUUAGAAG